AUGGAAGAUCUGUACAUAUCGUCGGCAACGGCUGAGCCGUGCACUAAUAACAACAUAGAGGAGGAUUCACCAAAGAAGAAAUGGAACGGAGGCUUGGCCAUCCUGCAGGAGACCACCGAGGAUUGUGGAAGGGGCGGCGAAGACAGCGGCGGCGGAGGAGGUAAGCCCCCGAUGUCGCCGCCGGAGCGCAGGAAUCGUCGGAAAUCGUGGCAAAUGGGACGGCUGGACAAGAAGCGCCGGAAGAGUGUGUCCGUGCUCUCGCCCAUCCCCGACGCCGAACAGCUGGACACUACCGCACGGGAGUCGGCUUACUAUAAGUCCAAACGACCUAGCUGGUGGAACAUUUUCGCGCACGACAAUUGGGCCCGUUCUCGAAGAAAUUCUGAUUUUGGUACUUCGAGUGACGAUCGUAUUCCGUAUAAAAGGGGAAAGAGUCGAAGCGUUGACCAUGGCCUCUCGUCGCCAUUCGACUUGGAUUCCUUGCGGAGUAAAGUCGAGGGCAGGUUCGAGAGUGUCGAUAAACUUAACAGAGAUUCAGGUACGGAUGGGGAAAGCCAGAGCGGCAGCAAAGAGCAGCUUAGCGAAAGAAAAAUGCCUAAGCCUCCUCCUAUUUCCACCAUCACAUAUAAGGUUGAAGCAUCAGAUACAUUGACUUCAGUUGCUGCUAGGUUUGAUACAACACCAUCUGAAUUAGCCAUAUUAAAUCGGCUAUCAUCGCGCACACUAUUUCCUGGUCAGAUUCUUCGUGUCCCAGAUAAAAGGCGAAUAUCUGUGUCAGAGUCUGAUGCAUCUCAAGGAGGUCUUAGUAAUUUAGAUUUAUCCGAAACCAACAGUUUCACAUCGGCUGAUGGAGAAAGUAGACCCGGAUCUGGGCCUUCAACUGGCAAUGAUAAUAAAGAUAUCAUUGAUAGAAGAGAAGAUGACAUGUUGGACACAUUACGGCCUUCAUCUCCAAAACCAGGUCAUCCAGAACGUAUUGGUUCUUCAGUAUCUCCUUCAUCAAGCAGAUCGCAUUCGCGCGGUGUAGAAAGGUUCCUUAAAAUAAAUGUCAGACACAUCACAGAUGGACAAGGUGUGGUGGGUGGUGUGUUGUUGGUUACUCCCAAUGCUGUCAUGUUUGAUCCAAAUGUCUCUGAUCCUUUGGUUAUUGAACAUGGCCCCGAGUCUUACGGUGUCAUAGCUCCUAUGGAAUUUGUGGUGAAUGCUGCCAUAUAUUAUGAUAUAGCGCACAUGCGAGUUGCUGGACCUUAUCAGUCAACUGGAAAUGAAAAUGAGAAUAUUACAAAACCAGCAAUUUAUCAUUUAUCUCCCGCUCUUAAAUCUGAAACAACAGAAGACAGUGAACAUAAGUCCCCAACAAUGUUAACUACUAUGCAAACUGAUUCAUUGGACAGUGCUACAUUAGAUUUACAGAUAUCUCCUGGAGGUCGAACUGAUUCUCUCUUGGCUAAAGAUGAAACUUUUCCAGAACUUAGAUCUUCAACUGAAGAUGAAGAAGAAGAUGGUAGCAUAUGUUCAUGCAAUGCACAAAGAAAUGAUGGAGCUGCAUUUCCAAAAGCAUUUGAUCGUGAUCUAGUCACACCAAGUCCCAUGAAUAGAUCUAAUGAUGCACUGAAGAGAUCAGAUAAAGAAUUGGCUAUUGAACACAUUGGUAAUGAAGAUGAUAGACCACUUUCUUCAAUGUCAGCAGAACAAGAUGCUGUUUGUAGUAUACGUAAUAUGGAACAGCGCAGGCAAUCUUCGAUUGACCAACAUUGGGCAAUGCCAAAUAAAGUCAGAUCUCUCGAUGAUGAACCUCCAGUUCAUCAUGCGGUACAAGAAACUGUUGAAGACUCUGAACCAUCAAGUGGUUAUCUAGUAAAGCAAUCAUGUCAUGAUUCGGGCAUUGAUAUUCGAGAUCCACCUGUAUUACCAAUACCUCGUAAAACUGUUUAUUCUGAUGCUGAUAUACUUUUAUCAGAAUCUGAAUUUCUUCCACCAGUGCCUGUUCUACCAUUGUCUUCAGACCAUCUUAAUGAUGCAGUUCAAUUACGUAAAAAGAAAACUACAUCAGUGUCAUUUAGUUUGGAAGACUCUAAGGAACAAGAUUCUGCAGGUGCAAUAGAGGUUCAAAAGGUUGAUGAACAAGCUGAAAAACAGGCUCAGGAAACUAAAAAAAAUAAAAUGUUAAAAAGGCUUUCUUAUCCUUUGUCUUGGAUGGAAGGAUUCACGGGUGAUAAAGAAAGUGAAAAAGAAGCAUCAGUACCAUCUUCAGCUGAAUCAUCUCAUCUAUCACAUUCAUCUAGUGUGUUCUCUAAAGUUUUUUCAAGCUCACCAAUAAACAUGGUGACUGAUUUUGGUUCGGGUCUGUUCCUAAUGAAAACACCGAGCGAGGAGAGUGGGCGAUUCCAGUUCCCGCCACCUCAGGACUGUUCGCCCGCCCCGCCUUCGGCCACCCCAUCUAAACGAGAAGGCCUCGCUAGCUUUUCGCCGUCAUCAAUUAUUAACAGCGUAGGGCGUUCAUCAGUUACUACAUUUAUACGCCAGCAACACAAUAGCUCAAACAGCCGUUCAGAUAGUCAGGGCACUUCAAAAACUAUGCAACCUAAAUUAGAUUAUCGAAGUAUGGUAUCUGUAGAUGAUAUGCCUGAACUUUUUGUAUCUUUUGAAAAAUUAAUUCCAAGACCCGUCCAUACAUUUGAAGAACCACCGCCUCUUUAUUUAAGGCUCCGAAUGGGUAAACCAAAAGACAAGAAAAUACCAAAGUCAACGCCAAUUAUGUCGUAUGGCAAGAAAAAGAUGAAGCCAGAAUAUUGGUUUAGUGUUCCUAGAAACAGGGUGGAUGACUUGUAUCGUUUUUUAAUGUUAUGGGUCCCCCUCUUGUACGGUGACUUAGAUGAAGAAAUAGUAGCAUGUCGCGGUUUUGAGUUGGUUGAAUCGGAUACAGAACUGUGGGAAGAAGCGGAAACACCGCCCGGUGAUACUAGCGAUAAAAAGCUAGACAGAAAUGAAAGCGAAGCAGGUGAUCUCACACGAGAGUCUUGGGAGGUGUUAAAAGCGCCAUAUUCAAAAUUGUAUUCGAUGCUGAAGACUCAGGCCGAUCAAUUCGGAUCGUCAGAUUCACAGGCAAAUAACGAGGUACUGUCUAUGAGUGAUGAACUCCGUCGGGCCUUCUACGCAACCAGCGUCAAUUCAUUAGAUUUCGAAUCGUAUAUCCCUGACUUGCACGGCAUCACCGAAAUCUUGACCGAAGAACACAGGAAACAGUUGAGCAGGCAUUUGCCAGCUAGAGCAGAAGGAUAUAUGUGGACGUUGGUCUUUAGCACACUACAACACGGUUUUUCUUUAAACUCCAUGUACCGGAAAAUGAGCAAAGUUGAAAGUCCUAUACUCCUAGUCAUCCAAGACACUCAAAACAACGUGUUCGGGGCACUGACGUCGUGCGCGUUGAAGAUGAGCGACCAUUUCUACGGUACGGGUGAAUCGCUGCUGUUUACAUUCUGUCCCGACUUUCAGGUGUACAAUUGGACCGGCGACAAUAUGUACUUCAUCAAAGGCAACAACGAGAGCUUAUCGAUCGGGGCAGGAGAUGGUAAAUUUGGUUUAUGGCUCGAUGGUGACCUGAACCAAGGUCGGACCGAAGCGUGCAACACAUACGGCAACGAACCCUUAGUCAAUGAACAAGAUUUUGUUGUCAAGAUUCUCGAGUGCUGGGCGUUCCUAUAAACUAAAUAAACCAAUUUUAUGCGAACAUACAUACACACAUACACACAAUUCACCAUUUAUUCGUUUUUUUUUUUGUUAGGGUGCUAAAUUUUAAUAACUUUUCGUCAAUCAUUUGCAAUGGCGAAAAUACAAUUUAUUUAUAAUUUUUAACCACACCGAAACUUCAUAAUCUCUGUUCCCCACCUCUGUUGUACCUGUUUGUAUAUAUAUAAAAUUUAAAUAAUAAAAGAUCAAUAGGAGAGAAAUAACAUAAUACAAUUUAGCUCAAUAUUAUAUACGAAAAAGUAGUUAAAUAAUGUUAUGAUUCUAAUUUUAUUUUUUUUUUUUAUUUAAUUUUAUAUGUGUAACGAAAAACGUUGUAACAUGUAAUAACAUUUAGUAAUUAUGUCUAGUCUCAGCCGAGAGUUCUGUAAGAGUUGACUCUGUGUUGCUUGUCCAAACCUGAAACCCUUGAAACAAUCAUACGGCAGCACUGAUUAUGUUUUUUUUUCUAAACCACUUGUAAUAUCGAAGAAAAAAAUUGUAUCUCUUGUGUCCAGGGACCACUAGUCAUCGCACGUAUGAGCACUUCAUGCGCAUAUAACAAUAUUUUUUAAAAAUCAAUCUACCCCAUCUCUGCAACCGUUAGACAAUCACAAAAACUCAAUUUAUCCCGCCCCGCCUUUAUCAUGUCUCUGAAUCUCUCGAUUAUUUUUUUAUUUUUAUUCGUUGUAUUAUUAUUGUGUUGUGGCAACACUGAUUUGGUAGCUGGGCGCUGUAGUCCUUAGAUUAUUAAAUUUAUUUAAACCAUAUUAUAUUACUAUACGUGUAUUACUAAAGUAAAGUAAAAAUAAUAAAAACUCGUAAAAGAUAUAGUAUAUACACUAAAUAAAUAUAUCCAUAUAAUAUUAAUAAUUGUGAUAAGUCUUGCAUUGGCCUAAUGUAGUAUUAUCGAGAAAAAAAUUAUGCUAGAGCGUCGUAAAAAAACUAUUUUAGUUUAAGAAGAUUUAGAUAUUUAACUUAAUAUUUAUAUAUAUAUAUAUACAUAUAAGAACAUUACUGUACCUCUAGCAAAGUCAAUUCCGUAGUGAUUAAGUGGAAAGCAAUUAUAAUGAAUUUUGAGUGAGGAAGUGAAUUAAAACAAAAUACCUAUGAAAAGUAUAUUAUUAUAUUAGUGAAAUGCAUCGUAAUUUAUAUUUUAUAAAUACCGGUAACUCGUAAACUAAUCUAUUUAUCGUUGUUUUUCAUUGUAGAUAAAAUAUAUGUUAAUUAUUUUAUUUCUUUUCCUUUACUGAUAGCAUUAUUAUUGUGUAUUUAUUAUAAUUUUAUAAAUGAUUGCGAGCGAACCAGAUGUUUGUACCUAAUUAUUGUUGCGCGUACCAGUUUGAAUAAAAGCCUUAGAAUGCGCUUUGUGUUUGUUCGUUUCUUUUAAUUUCUUUUAUUAUUAUAAUUUUUUUUUAAGUAUUUUAGACGGUAUUAUUUAUAUAUAUAUUUAACUAAAAAAUUUAAAU
Rhopalosiphum maidis (corn leaf aphid) is the source of this 5195-nucleotide messenger RNA. RefSeq names its product oxidation resistance protein 1 (gene mtd). NCBI's taxonomy places the organism in Eukaryota, Metazoa, Arthropoda, Insecta, Hemiptera, Aphididae. The record is from RefSeq and is a predicted model, not a curated record. Bases 1 to 3705 code for a protein of 1234 amino acids. The transcript is spliced from 22 exons. Gene Ontology annotation, cellular component: nucleus. Gene Ontology annotation, biological process: response to oxidative stress.